AUGGUUAGUAUAUUUUCCAGCAAUAGCUUCUAUCACUUUAUAGAAACUUUGAUAGGAGGAAACUGUAUUCUUUUAAACUCGUUACAUAAAAUGGCGCAUCUGCGUUCACCCUUCACCGUAGUCUGUUCAGUGUUCGUUGAUCCGUUAUCGUUCUCUUUCGGAAAGCAGCGGUCAAGGUCUGGGAAUUGGAACAAUAACCGUGGCGGUAGCGGUGGUUCCAAAUUUGGAGGAGGCGGAGGAGGAGGAAGAUUUGGAAAUAAUGGUGGUGGUGGCGGCGGCGGAAGAUUUGGAGGCGGUGGUGGUGGCGGUAGAAAAGAAUUUUCAGGUGGUCAAAACAUGCGAAAACCUAACUGGGAUUCCAUGUCACUACAACCUUUUAACAAGGACUUCUACAACCCUGCACCUACAAUACUUAACAGAUCAGCUUAUGAAGUUGAAGAAUACAGAAAUGAACAUGAAAUCACCAUAAGUGGUGUAAGCGUUCCAAACGCAAUUCAAAAUUUUGAUGAGGCCAACUUCCCUGACUAUGUUCUGCAGAGCAUAAAAAACUCAGGGUACAAAGAUCCAACCCCUAUUCAAGCACAAGGCUGGCCCAUCGCUAUGUCAGGCAAAAACUUAGUUGGAAUAGCCCAAACUGGGUCAGGAAAAACCUUGGCUUAUAUUUUACCAGCUAUUGUACAUAUCAAUAAUCAACCACCCAUUAGGAGAGGUGAUGGUCCCAUAGCUCUUGUUUUAGCACCUACACGUGAACUGGCUCAACAGAUUCAACAAGUCGCAACUGAUUUUGGAAAUGCUGCAUAUGUCAGAAACACGUGCAUUUUUGGUGGAGCCCCAAAGAGAGAACAAGCACGUGACCUCGAGCGUGGUGUUGAAAUUGUCAUUGCCACACCUGGUAGAUUAAUUGAUUUCCUUGACAGAGGAACCACAAACCUGCAACGUUGCACAUACCUUGUUCUUGAUGAAGCUGACCGCAUGUUGGACAUGGGUUUUGAACCACAAAUUAGGAAAAUCAUUGAACAAAUUCGCCCAGACAGACAAACUUUAAUGUGGUCAGCAACAUGGCCUAAAGAAGUCAAGAAGCUGGCUGAAGAUUAUCUUGGUGACUACAUGCAAAUCAAUGUUGGAUCUAUGCAGUUGUCUGCUAACCACAAUAUUCUUCAAAUAAUUGAUGUUUGCCAAGAACAUGAAAAAGAAAACAAAUUAAAUACACUUCUUCAAGAAAUUGGAGAAAGUCAAGACCCUGGAUCCAAAACCAUUAUAUUUGUUGAAACCAAAAGAAAGGUAGAAAAUAUAACUAGAAAUAUUAGACGCUAUGGAUGGCCAGCAGUUUGUAUGCAUGGGGAUAAAACUCAACAAGAGAGGGAUGAUGUACUGAGGCAAUUCAAGCAAGGCAGAGCUAGCAUUCUUGUUGCUACUGAUGUUGCUGCCAGAGGACUUGAUGUGGAUGGUAUUAAGUAUGUAAUUAACUUUGACUAUCCUAACUCAUCUGAAGAUUACAUUCAUCGUAUUGGAAGAACUGGUAGAUCAAAAUCAAAAGGAACGUCGUACGCAUUUUUCACACCAUCCAAUUCGAGACAAGCCAAAGAUCUUGUAUCUGUCCUACAGGAAGCAAACCAGAUGAUCAGCCCCCAGCUUCAGUCCAUGGCAGAUAGAUGUGGAGGUGGUGGUGGUGGAUGGAACAGAAGUAGAUUUGGAGGUGGCAGCAGAGGUGGUACUUUUAAGAGAGGUGGAAAUUUCGGUAGAAGUAAUGGCUCUGGAAGUAACGGUUCCCACAAAAAAUUUAAUGACUAUUGA
Messenger RNA from Pieris macdunnoughi, 1794 nucleotides. The record is from the annotation of a GenBank genome assembly. Lineage: Eukaryota; Metazoa; Arthropoda; Insecta; Lepidoptera; Pieridae.